Symphalangus syndactylus (siamang) is the source of this 6090-nucleotide messenger RNA. It is a transcript of the gene FILIP1, whose product is annotated as filamin A interacting protein 1. Gene Ontology annotation, cellular component: actin cytoskeleton. Lineage: Eukaryota; Metazoa; Chordata; Mammalia; Primates; Hylobatidae. The record is from RefSeq and is a predicted model, not a curated record.
UUAUAAGAAGAGGAAGAGAGAGCUGAGCUGGAACGUCAUGUGAUGCCUUGCACCACCUUGGGACUCUUCAGGGAGUCCCCACCAGGAAGAAAUUCUUCACCAGAUGUACUCUCUCGACCUUGGACUUCUCAGCUUCCAUAACUCAAAAUACAAUGCCCAGAAGCUUUUGGAAGGCAGUGACAGUGGCUGUGGUGGGAAUGAGAUCUCGAAACCAAGGUGGUGAAAGUGCAUCUGAUGGGCAUAUCUCCUGUCCCAAACCCUCCAUCAUCGGCAAUGCUGGUGAAAAAAGUCUCUCAGAAGAUGCAAAAAAGAAGAAGAAAUCAAAUAGGAAGGAGGAUGAUGUCAUGGCCUCAGGAACUGUCAAACGACACCUAAAAACAUCUGGAGAAAGUGAACGAAAGACUAAGAAAUCCCUGGAGUUAUCCAAAGAAGACCUCAUCCAACUACUCAGUAUAAUGGAAGGGGAGUUGCAGGCCAGAGAAGAUGUGAUCCAUAUGCUGAAGACAGAGAAAACCAAGCCUGAGGUUCUGGAGGCUCAUUACGGGUCUGCGGAGCCAGAGAAAGUGCUGCGGGUCCUGCACCGAGAUGCCAUUCUUGCCCAGGAGAAAUCCAUAGGAGAAGAUGUCUAUGAGAAACCGAUUUCAGAGCUGGACAGACUUGAGGAAAAACAGAAAGAAACCUACCGGCGCAUGCUAGAGCAGCUGUUGCUGGCCGAGAAGUGUCACAGGCGCACUGUAUACGAGUUAGAGAAUGAGAAGCAUAAACACACUGACUACAUGAACAAGAGUGACGACUUCACCAACCUGCUGGAGCAGGAGCGGGAGAGGUUAAAAAAACUCCUUGAACAAGAAAAGGCUUAUCAAGCCCGCAAAGAAAAGGAAAAUGCUAAACGACUCAAUAAACUAAGAGAUGAGCUUGUUAAACUCAAGUCCUUUGCACUCAUGCUGGUGGAUGAAAGACAAAUGCACAUUGAACAACUUGGCCUGCAAAGCCAGAAAGUACAGGAUCUUACUCAGAAGCUGAGGGAAGAAGAAGAAAAGCUCAAAGCCAUUACUUCCAAAUCCAAAGAAGACAGACAGAAAUUGCUCAAGUUAGAAGUGGACUUUGAACACAAGGCUUCGAGGUUUUCUCAAGAGCAUGAAGAGAUGAACGCUAAACUGGCUAAUCAAGAGUCUCACAAUAGGCAACUUAGACUCAAGCUGGUUGGCUUAACCCAAAGAAUCGAGGAGCUAGAAGAGACUAACAAAAAUCUGCAGAAGGCAGAGGAAGAACUUCAGGAAUUAAGAGAUAAAAUUGCCAAAGGAGAAUGUGGAAACUCUAGCCUCAUGGCAGAAGUGGAAAAUCUUCGAAAGCGUGUGCUUGAAAUGGAAGGUAAAGAUGAGGAGAUCACUAAAACUGAAUCCCAGUGUAGGGAAUUGAGGAAGAAGCUGCAAGAGGAAGAACACCAUAGUAAGGAGCUCAAACUUGAAGUUGAGAAGCUACAGAAGAGAAUGUCUGAACUAGAGAAAUUGGAAGAAGCAUUUAGCAAGAGUAAAUCUGAGUGCACCCAGCUACAUUUAAACCUGGAGAAAGAAAAGAACUUAACCAAAGACCUGCUAAAUGAAUUGGAGGUGGUCAAGAGUCGAGUUAAAGAAUUGGAAUGUUCUGAAAGUAGAUUGGAAAAGGCUGAAUUAAGCCUAAAAGAUGAUCUUACGAAGUUGAAGUCAUUUACCAUGAUGCUGGUUGAUGAAAGGAAAAAUAUGAUGGAAAAAAUAAAGCAGGAAGAGAGAAAAGUGGAUGGACUCAAUAAAAAUUUUAAGGUGGAACAAGGAAAAGUUAUGGAUGUAACUGAAAAACUAAUUGAAGAAAGUAAGAAGCUUUUAAAACUAAAAUCUGAAAUGGAGGAAAAAGUAUACAACUUGACAAGAGAAAGAGAUGAGUUGAUAGGCAAAUUGAAAAGUGAAGAAGAAAAAUCCUCUGAAUUAAGCUGCAGUGUUGACUUACUAAAGAAGAGACUUGAUGGUAUAGAGGAAGUGGAAAGAGAAAUAACAAGAGGAAGGUCACGAAAAGGGUCUGAGCUCACCUGCCCGGAAGAUAAUAAGAUUAAGGAACUAACACUUGAAAUUGAGAGACUGAAGAAACGUCUCCAACAAUUGGAAGUGGUCGAAGGGGAUUUGAUGAAGACAGAAGAUGAGUAUGAUCAGCUGGAACAGAAAUUUAGAACUGAGCAGGAUAAGGCUAACUUCCUCUCUCAACAACUAGAGGAGAUCAAGCACCAAAUUGCCAAGAAUAAAGCAAUAGAGAAGGGUGAGGUUGUGAGCCAGGAAGCUGAACUGAGACACAGAUUUCGGUUGGAAGAAGCUAAAAGUCGAGACUUAAAAGCCGAAGUACAAGCUCUUAAAGAGAAGAUUCACGAAUUAAUGAACAAAGAAGAUCAGCUUUCUCAGCUCCAGGUAGAUUAUUCUGUACUUCAACAAAGAUUUAUGGAAGAAGAAAAUAAGAACAAAAACAUGGGGCAGGAGGUCCUCAAUCUGACCAAAGAGUUGGAGCUUUCCAAGCGCUACAGCAGAGCUCUUAGGCCCAGUGUGAAUGGAAGAAGAAUGGUGGAUGUUCCUGUGACGUCAACUGGAGUCCAAACUGAUGCAGUCAGCAGUGAAGCAACAGAGGAAGAAACGCCAGCUGUAUUCAUACGGAAAUCCUUCCAGGAAGAAAAUCAUAUUAUGAGUAAUCUUCGGCAGGUGGGAUUGAAGAAACCCAUGGAAAGAUCCUCUGUUCUAGACAGGUAUCCUCCAGCAGCAAAUGAGCUCACUAUGAGAAAGUCUUGGAUUCCAUGGAUGAGAAAGAGGGAAAAUGGCCCCUCAAUCACUCAGGAGAAAGGGCCCCGAACAAAUUCCAGUCCAGGGCACCCAGGAGAGGUAGUCCUUUCACCAAAGCAGGGCCAGCCCCUGCAUAUCCGAGUGACACCAGACCACCAGAACAGCACUGCGACUUUGGAGAUAACAAGCCCGACAUCUGAAGAGUUUUUUUCUAGUACCACCGUCAUUCCUACCUUAGGGAAUCAGAAACCAAGAAUAACCAUUAUCCCAUCACCAAACGUUAUGCCUCAAAAACAAAAAAGUGGAGAUACUACUCUCGGCCCAGAACGAGCCAUGUCCCCAGUCACAAUUACUACAUUUUCCAGAGAGAAGACUCCAGAAAGUGGAAGAGGCGCAUUCGCAGACAGGCCCACAUCCCCUAUUCAGAUAAUGACGGUGUCUACAUCAGCAGCACCAGCUGAGAUUGCAGUUUCUCCCGAAUCCCAGGAAAUGCCCAUGGGACGGACAAUCCUUAAAGUCACCCCAGAAAAACAGACUGUUCCAACUCCAGUGCGGAAAUACAACUCCAAUGCCAAUAUCAUAACCACAGAGGACAAUAAAAUUCACAUUCACUUAGGGUCUCAGUUUAAACGGUCCCCUGGGACUUCAGGUGAAGGAGUCAGUCCAGUUAUUACUGUCCGACCAGUAAACGUGACAGCCGAAAAGGAGGUUUCCACCGGCACUGUCCUUCGCUCCCCCAGGAACCACCUCUCCUCACGGCCUGGUGCAAGCAAAGUGACGAGCACUAUCACCAUAACACCGGUCACAACGUCAUCUGCUCGAGGAACCCAGUCAGUGUCAGGACAAGACGGGUCAUCCCAGCGGCCUACACCCACCCGCAUUCCUAUGUCAAAAGAAAGCAUCAUCAUUCACCAGUUACGAAUGAACUCCAGAUGAAAUGGUAAACCAAGCACAUACUGGGUGUAUGUACGACCUCUGAAUCCCUAUUGAAUGGACAGCCCUCAAUCAUGACUAAGGUCCUCCAUGCUACUGAUCACUACUGGAAAUAUUUUACUACUUCCAGUGAUUUUUUUUUUUAAGGAUAUAAUGUAAAAGCUGAAAAUGGCCUUGCUGAUAAUAUGAAAAUAUGUAGCAAGAGCAAUUCAAUCUAUGUGCCAAAAGAAAUUUCUUUUUGCAAAGCUUUCAGGUCUAUGGGCACACGCUGUAUAACUUAUUUUUUAUAAUACAUUUUGUAAUGUGAUUUUUUUUCCUAAAGUGUUUCCCUUUUUCAUAGUCUCUGGCACAUAUAUCUAUGGAAUACGCUGUCAGUUCUUCAAAGUACUGGUAUUGUUGCAUUCAAAAUGGUAACCUAUAAUUAUUUUCUUUUUAUCAAUUUAUUAAUUCUGAGAAAAAGAAAGUACAACUAUAUUUCCUGAGGUAAAUUCAAGAGGUAAAACUUAGAAGCAGGAGAUUCUCGAAGAGGUUUAACUAUUGCUUGUACAAUGCUAUGGUUCUGAUCAUGGUUCAAUACUAACAAAUAACGCUCUGACUUAAAAGCUUAAUUUUAAAUACUAAAAAUCAGUUUCUAAAGUUGCUCUUUCUGGUGUUCUGGGCCAAAAACCUUGGAUGAAAUGAUUUUUAUGUAGAACAAAUUCAUAAAAGGAGAUGUACCAGUUUAACCAGUAAGGGUAAUAAGAACAGCUUCGACUGACAGUUCAAUUACACUUCUGAUUGCAUUAUUUACUUGUAUGUAUAAGACUUAUAAUAAGGACUGUGAAAUAAAGAUAGUUCUCACAAUCUAAUCCAAUCAAAACUUGAAUAUAAAAACAGACCGAAAAUGUCAGGAUCUUUUUAAAAAAAUAAGACUGGGCAUGGUGGGUCAUGCCUGUAAUCCCAGCACUUUGGGAGGCCAAGGCGGGAGAAUCGCUUAAGCCCAGGAGUUCAGGAUCAGCCUGGGCAACACAGGCUGAUUAAAAAAAAAAAAAAAAAAAGUUAGGGGGGCCUGGUUGCUUGUGCCUGUAGUCCUAGCUACUUGGGAGUCUGAGGUGGGAGGAUCACUUGAGCCCAGGAGAUGGAGGCUGCAGUGAGCCAUGAUUGUGUCACUGCACUCCAGCUUGGGUGACAGAGUGAGACUCUGUCUCAAAACAAAGACAAACCCACACACACACAAAACCCCCCAAAACCCAGAAAGAAAAAGUAGUACAAGAAAUCUCAGGAUCGAUAACUUUUUUCCCCUUGAUUUUGAAAGAUUUUCAUAACUACAGGCAGGUUAGAGAAUAUAUUCUUUGAAGAUAAAAAGCACAACAUGCAUUACUCAAAUCUCAAUGUCAGAGCUACUAUUGAAUUUAGGUUUAUGUGAAAAUGUGCAUCUAAAGUCUACUUGAAACCCUGGUAAUAUACUUUUAAAGACUGUUAAUAUGGACAUGUUUUUAGUAAGGUCUUUAAAGAUAACUUUAAAGAUAAAUUAAGAGUUGACACAUCAGUUUCUGAAUGUGGAAAUCAUUUAUCAUGUAACUUUACUGAAAUUAAAGAAAGAAUGCUUCUGAAUGUCACAAGGACAACUAAAAGCCACACAAGGAGGACUGCUGGCCCAUUUCUCUAGUCCACAGGUUGUGCUCAGCUUUAGAAGCCCACACAUGGGCAUCCAAACUGAGUCUCUGGAAUAGAAAAAUUAAUGCUGGACUUCCUCCCCUGUGUAAACUUGGAAGGUUUUAAGUUACACCUUGGGGAACUGGCAAAUCAUUUGCAACAUGUAUUAUAAAUUACAUGAUGUUAAAAUUAUUUUUAAUUUUUUAAACUAAAGGAAAUGUUACAGUAGGCUUGCCAUAGCUUGAAUGAUUGUGAAAACAUCACAUAACCUUCCAGAAUUUUGGUUACUAAGAAAACUGGAGUGUGUAUGUGUGAAGAUUUUUUAGAAUUGUUACUGGGUUUUGUUUUCUGAAAAUGUUGACUGUAAUGACAUUUUCAAUUAGAAAACUGUUUUAGUUAGUACUGUUAUAUUUUUUGACUCACAGUUAAGUAUCCUAUUUGCCAAUGUUUGUACCUCUGAUGGCAAAAUUAUUCUGAUAUAUUAGACUAGUAUUUGAAGCAAAUAACUUUCUCAACUUGUGGGAAUUUUAUUAUACUAAUAGUGAAAAUGUUAGAGGAUAAGAUUUUAAAUACUUCUUGAUUUAAAUUAAAAUACUAUAAGAAAUGUAUGUAUAUUUGGAUUUGAAGGUUUUUUUUUCCCUGGAUUUAUAAUGAAUUUGGAACUUACAAGAACAAUGAGGAUGAUGGUGCAAUCAGAGUCAUUUAGACAGAUGCUGAGCUUUUUCUG